Molecule: messenger RNA, 5527 nt
Organism: Osmia lignaria (orchard mason bee)
Lineage: Eukaryota; Metazoa; Arthropoda; Insecta; Hymenoptera; Megachilidae
Gene: dan
Product: protein distal antenna
Molecular function (GO): DNA binding
Source: RefSeq, a predicted model, not a curated record
CCACCGCCGCAGUUGAGCGUCGCGAUUCGUCGCGAGAGCAUCGUGGCAUCGUGCGUUGCUUGUCGCGCCCCGCUCGUGUAAUAUCGUGCACACACAUCGAAACACAGUUAGCUGCGAGGCGUAGAACCGGGCGGAUCGACUGAUCGGCGAUCAGGUUCGGCACUCGAGGGAAGCGACGCGCGCCCCACGGCCCACGGCAGUUACGCGAAGGCAGCGACCAACGACGCGCCACACACCGGCGGUUCAGUCGAGGUCGAUCCACCGUCAGGUGAGGAUCGCCGGUGUCACCAACUUUAUUCAACGCGAUUAUUCCUCGCUAUAUCAUCCUGUAUUCAUAUAUACACGCGCACGCGAACGCAUUCAGUGCUUAGAUACUACGAAACCGCGCGCAUUAUAAACGUCGAUUAAAAUCGGUUUCUCAGUGAGGGAAAAUAUCAGUGAAAAACAUUGUGAGAAUCGAUCAGUGUCGACGACAGACUUUUCGCGUGUCACGCUCACCACGAUUUAACGAGUCGAUACAAACGGAACGGCUAUCGUUCCCGGAAAUCAGACGGUUCGAUUUCUUUCGAAUUUUUCGAUUUUCAAAUCGAUUCGCACGCUAACGAUCGUCGAGGAAUAGACCAAGAAGAUCGGAAGAAGAAGGAAGGAGUAUCGAAAAAAUUUCAGUGUUUUUCGCGAAUUGAUCCGCGACGACGCGUGUUCGCGUUUGUCCUUGACGCCCGUCCUUUCGACGAGUCGUUGCGUCGAGACGAUUCUGUGUGUGCUUUUUUUUUUUUUUCUUUCGUUCUGGCAACCGUCUCUUUCUCACUCGCUCGCACGGUGUAUCUCUAUCGCAACGAACACGCAGCCGUUCGUGCGAAGAAGACGGAGAACACGCGCAUAAUCAGCGGAGAACGAGAGACGAUCAAACGAACGAAGCGUUACGGAACGAAGUGCGCGAAUAACGCGACGGCGAAAACUGAUCCGACUCGGGCCGGUGCUACUCUCUACUAUACACCUCUCUCCCGAUCGCUCGUGUGUGCCUAGCCCCGUCUUUGUUUCUCUCGAUUCCAUCUUUCUCGCCGCCGCUAUUCCUCGUGGUACAGCAAUAAUAUCGUUUCCCGCGCGGACUGCGGAUUGGCUGAUGUGCCCGCGAACGAAGAACAGAACGGCGAAGCAACGUGCCCCGUUUUACUCGCGCUAGCGCCGAGGACGUGGUUCCGAAGACAAGCAAGAGAGAGAGAGAAUCAGAAAGAGGAGAGUGAAGAAGUGUGGUGAACGGAAAGAGACAGAGUGAGUCAAGUAGGGGUGGGGGAGAGCGGCAGACGAGGAGCCGAGACGAGGAGGGGAACCGCCCGACCGAGUUGUUUCAUUCAUAAAAAAGUUCUUUAUUACUCUCUGUGAGCGCAUGUGCUGUUCCAUGGAGGAGGACCUCCCCCGACCGGCGUAACCACGUUUACACACGGUAUUAUUUACUACUGCGCGAGAUACGAAUCGCUGCCACACGCCGUGGCAACGGUACGGCGUACGGAUCUCUCCCCGUAUCGUUACCGUUCUUCUUCGAAAUCGCGUUCGGAGUGUCGAUCGUUUACGAUUACCAUCGUAUCGAAGUGAAGGAGGAGGAGGUUCGUCGAAACGGACGACCCUCGAAGGAAUCGCAGUUGAAGCUCUCUCUUUCUUUAUCGAGCACGUCGCGCGUGUGUCCCCUGUCUCGCGGACGAGCAAUUGGAAUUCCUCGCGUGUCCACACGCAGGCCCGAUAUAGUCGGAUGGCGCGAUCUGGAACGUGAACGUCGAUCGAUCGCCUUCUCGCGCGUCACAAGACCGCUCGAGGCUUGCUGACGCUUCGUGACAACGGUGGACUCUUGAGAACACCGAACAGAAGAACAAAGAGGACGAAGAAAGAAAGAAAGAAAGAAAGAAAGAAAAAAAAAGAGGGAGGCGAAUUGAAUUUCGAGGGAAGAAAGUUAUCCGAGAAGCCAUCAACCUGGAUUUAAGGACGACGAAUCUAGACGUUUACGUGAACGAGACCGAUCGGUUAUUGGACGGUCGCAAUAGGACGCGGAGCAGCAGGGAUCGCAAAUCCACCAAAAUAGAUCCGACGGCGUACGACGAAGGCAUCGUCGCGACGACGGAGGACAGCGGUUACGAGGAUCGUUUGCGAGAAGGCAGCAAGGAUAGUCGUCUCGCCGGGAUGAGGGGCGAGUCGGCACGACCGGGUAAGCGACCUUUAAGGGCGCUUUCCGCUUCCGAGAAGAUGGACGCGAUCCAAAGGGUGCACGAAGGAGAAAGCAAGGCAUCGGUGGCGAGGGACAUCGGUGUACCGGAAUCGACGUUACGAGGAUGGUGCAAGUCCGAGCACAAGAUCAGAGGAAUGGCGAGGAAUUCGUCGACGCCGGAUAGCGAAGCCCACUCACCCGCCUCGUCUUCCGGCGCGAACGUAACCGCGGGCAAUUUGGCCGGCGGUUCGGCGAAUCUGUCGAGCGAGGACGAGGGUCCUUGCGUGAAGAAGUCGAAAAUAGAUCAACAGACGUCGGUAACGAGCGCGGGCACCUCGUAUGUCGCCGGUGACAUUUGCACCGACGCGGACGGUAAACCCGAUAACAAGCCGAAGAUCGAUUACGUCGGAUUGAUGACCAGCAUGGCCGGUAUGAGACCGGAAAAUAGUUCGUUGCUUCUGCAACAAUUGGGCCUCUUGUCCGGCGCCACUGGCACCUUGGCCAAGAAUUUGUUGAGCAUGACUCCGGCACUCUCGCACGGCAGCACAGUCGGUCUCGUCGAGAACGGACUUCAAUACACGAAGAACAGCGCGAUUAAUCCGUGUUUAACGAACGCGGCGAACAGUUUGAACGGUGGAAGCAACAAAAGGCACAGCAUCUCGGCGAUCGCACCGGCACAAAUGGACUCGGUCGUCGCGAAAUCAUGCACGAGAAAGAGUCUGCCACCUGCCGCGGAGGCACCAUCGACACCGGUGCCAGCCUCGCCGAGGAAAACGAACGAGAACAACAGUAUUCGUGAACAACGGUCGAGCGGCAAACCGAAAAAGGACGGGAACGUGAGCGGUAACAAGAAAGUCGACGAGGCGUUAUGGCUAUGGCUGACGCAGCAGCAACAGCUGCUCGGUCAACAGUCGGCGAGUUUCAACCCGAGCAUCAAUCAGCAAGACGGCUCGUGGUUCUGGCAAUGGUACAAGCAGUGCAGCUUCCCGUUGAUAACGCCGACGCCGCUAGCACCGAGCCCGGUCGCCAAGAAGUCGUCGCCGAGCAAAGCCCGUGCUAUGCUCGACAACGUGCUUUGCAACAAUAACAACGAGAACGUGAAGCGAAGCCUGAACAUGGACGAGGAGUCGGCGGCAGAGGACGUCGAGUCGUCCGGGGACGUGCCAGCCAGCACCGAGGAGGCGAUCGAACACGGCGAGAAGUUUUUCAAGUGGUUGGACAAAUGCUCCGAGCCCGCGGUCACGAGGCUUCAGAUCAUACAGUUCAAAUAUCUGUUGGACAAUCUAAAGGCGUGCAGGAAGAAGUCAUCCUCUAGCUCGAAACAAAGCAGAAAGUAGGCGAACAGACAAGCUGUGAUGCUAAAAAUAUAUAUCUUUAAGAAAGAGUGCGCUAGAGCGGUGGAGUACGCCGGGCUGAGACGAACAGACGGUAGAGAAGAUAGACGAUAGAUUCGGUAAGAGAGAGAUUAGUUGAUGAAAUAGGAAAGCGUUAGGGUAGUUCGUUGAUGAUCUCUUUUCGUUCGAACUCUCUUCCCCCUUUUUUUUUUUUUUCUUCCCAUCGAAACGAUUUGUCAUUUCGUCGUAUCGUCCCCGUGAUUCGCGUGUGUUCUGUGUGCGACAGAGAGGAGCCGAGUACGAACCGGACUAUCUAGUUGUGUUUCUACCCUCCCGAGCUUGUUACGUUCCGUAAUUUAAAAGAGAACGAUGUACGAUCGUGUUUCACAUCCCGCUCCUCGUAUUUUCUUUCUUUUCAUUUUUGUUUCGUAUUUUGAGUUACCUACAACUAUUUGGGAGUCGGGCCGAAUCAAAAUGGGUCGUAACGAUCUUGUCUUUAUCGAAAACGUUGUACAUAAGAGGAUAUACCAAAUUCGUAAAUGGACUGUUGUAAUUAUAAUAAAAGUUAAGAUGUUCGUAGAGAGUUAUUAUUAUUAUCGGAUCAUUAUCAUUCGUUAGCGUAAAUGCGUGUGUAUGGAUGAGCGCGUGCGCCUGCGGAUCGGAUUAGAAAGAGAAAAAAGGAAUUAGAAAUUCUCGACUAGAGAUAAACGAUUAUCGACGAAGCGAUCCUGGAAAGAUGCUGCGUCCGAAAAAAAAAGAAAAAAAAAAGAAAAAAUCGAGAUCGCGAACUGGGUUAUCUAUGGUCGGGAACGAAACAAUUUUUUUCCUUCAGUUGCGUGUUUACGUUUAAUUAUCGCGCGAAUAUAUUUAAUGGCUUCACGAUGUUCGUAUUGUGGACUGCGCUUUUAUUUUUCCCUCCCCAAACAGUUCUACCUCUCGUUCUGUUAGCGCGUUUAUUAAGGUUAAAUGUACGUGCACGCGACUCUCGCACGAAACUAAAUGGUCCAAACAAAACGAAAAGAAUGGAAACAAGACGAUGUUUGUUAUAUCGAUGAUAAAUUAUAUAUUAUAUAUAUAUGUAUAUUUAAGGACCUUCGUCGCUUAGCUUUACGAGAAAAUAAGAUGUUUGACUAACUUACCAUGUCGAGUGGUUUGUCCAGUGGCUCGUACUCGAUGUAGUCACUGACAAAUUUUCCGCACCCCUGCCACGUGUACAGUUCCGGAUAUGGCAGCGUACUUCGUCUGAUAGUCGUAGACACGAAUUUCUGCACAAGAAAAAAAAAAACGAUUUAACUAUAAAGACACUUUCUAUCUCGUGAUUUUGUUUUUCUUACUCUUAAACAGUAACUUUGCUACGCCAAGAUUCUUCCCCCCAAAGAUUCUCUUUUGAGUCUUUCACAUAUUUAUUUCUUUUUCUUUUUUUUUUCUGUUCAUGUACAAAUUGAUUUGCCGUUUUAGAUCACGAAAAGAGGUUAUAACAGUCGGAAGAGCAUUUACUGUAUUCUUUUUUUCUUUUUAUUUUAUGUAAUGUCGUUUGGUGAAACGAAGAUUGUUCCUAUCGCAUUCAAACCGGGGGAAAAAUAAUCUUGCGGCUUAGCAAAGUGUAUUUAUAAAAGCUCGAAUAAUGAAAGAAAGAAAAAAAAAAAAACAGGAAACCAAAGUGAAGAAAGUGCUGUCGCGAGUGACAGUACGUGUAAAUAAGACUGUGACCGUGCACUUGCACGCAAAGUGCAUACCAUGUAUUGUAGAACAUUGAAAGCAUGUAUGAAUAAAUGUAUAGCGAAGUUUAUUUUUAUUAUUUAGAUCGUAGAGGAGAUGAUUCGAGUGUAUUAGAAAGAUUCCUAUUAACGCAGUUAUUUCCAUUAGUUAAAUUAAUUAAAUAACAAAAAGAGACGAAAGGACAAAGAAUGAGAUGCUUAUGGAGUCUAUUUCAAGAUGUUCGACAUUCCUCGUUACCUUUGACGAAAAAAAAAAAAAGAAAAAAAAUAAUAAAAAA